CUUCAGUUCAAUAUCUUGGGAGCAGCGGGAUUGCGCGACGACCUGCUCACCUGACGCCGACAGAUACAAUCGACAGAUGAUGCUUGUAUCCCAAAAAUCCAUCCAGUCCGUGGCUGUCAUAGUCAUCGUUGUAUUUGCGUUCACCCAGUGUCAGGAGAAUGAGAGGAGGGCGGUGACAGAGCACCAGCUCCUGCAUGACAGGGGCCGGGCCAUGCAGAGCCUGAAGAGGCUCAUCUGGCUGUCCAGUGCCAUGGAGGGGCUGCACACGGCCCACACCCGCGCCCCCGGGCUGGACUACGACCCCGCCGACUGCAGGGCGGACGCCACCAAGCAGGAGCUGCUGUCCCACCUGGGGAGGGGGGGCAGCGUGCCCAAGGGAGGCCUGUUGCAGAUGCUGUGGAGCGCCGUCCACAAACCCCACCUCACGGCCCUCCCUGAUGGAGAAAAGUAGCCCUGCCCCCCACC
This is a messenger RNA of Megalops cyprinoides (Indo-Pacific tarpon), 465 nucleotides long. RefSeq names its product parathyroid hormone 4 (gene pth4). The record is from RefSeq and is a predicted model, not a curated record. Gene Ontology annotation, biological process: bone mineralization; adenylate cyclase-activating G protein-coupled receptor signaling pathway; regulation of chondrocyte differentiation. Gene Ontology annotation, molecular function: hormone activity; peptide hormone receptor binding. Gene Ontology annotation, cellular component: extracellular region. Lineage: Eukaryota; Metazoa; Chordata; Actinopteri; Elopiformes; Megalopidae. The transcript has 3 exons. Bases 77 to 451 code for a protein of 124 amino acids.